UCAGGUAACAAAGAACACAAAUAUGUAUUAGAUAACACUUUUUGAUAAAUCUUUUAUCAACUGUGGAUCUUUGUACUGAUGAAAGAAGUUUCACUAGCUCGCUUCAAAUAAAAAAGAACAAAGAAGCCUUUCAAAUUUCAAUUGUCUAUUCUUACUAAUUAAUCCGCUCUCAAAGCUUCCUGGUAUGUAGCUGUCAUGUGACCAAAAAGUAAUUCUGAAAGAAGAUAUCUGACAAAUAACAACAAAAUACUGAACAUUUGAAAACAAAAACUGGUUAAUCGGGUUAACUGAUUACAUAUUAUGUAUACAUAUGUUAAUUAAUUUUUUUAAUUUAAUUUACUAAACAGUCUUUCUUCCAAAAUAACUUCAAAGACAAUUUUUAAAUUGUGGUGAUGAUCUAGUUUGGAUUAUACUGAAAACAUAUGUUUAAAAAAACGGACUAUGUCAAAGACAUCACUAAAUAAAAAAAUCAUUAAAAUAACACCAUACCCAGAUGAACUUGUUCCAUAUAAACGAGUUAAGUGCCCGUUAUGUGAUAAUGUUUUCUUAAACUCAGGAAAUUUGCUGAUGCAUUUAGCUCGUCAUCAUAAAAAUUUCAAUGGCAGCAAAGGUAGAAGGCUGGAGGCUCUGCCAAAAGAGGUUAAUGAAGAAGAGUAUCAGAAAUUAUAUUUUUGUCCAAUAGAAGACUGCAUAUACAAUGAAAGAGUUUUGAAUGGUGGAAGAUAUUUCACCAAUAUGAAGUACAUCAGACAGCACUAUCAAAAAGUUCACAUAGAGAAAUCUUUUGCCUGUAAAAAAUGUUCAAAAACUUUUUCAACAAUCGGAAUUCAAAGUGCCCAUGAAAUAAUAUGUGGCAAGAAAUUCGAAUGUGGAACUUGCGGCAACUAUUAUACGACAAGAGAAGCUCUUCUUACACAUACUAAACGGAAGAAACAUCAACCAUUUGAGGAAACUGAAAAGAAAACCGCAACCAAAGUACCCAUACCAAAAUUACAAAGCAGCAACCCAAUAGAAAAUCAUAACCCAACUAAUGAAAACAGUUCAGAAACUCAACAAAAAUUUAUGCAAAUACAGUAUUCAAAUGAAAAUAUCAACUUAAGCGAAAUAAAGGUAAACCCAAUUCAAUAUAUAUAUUUGGUUAAGGUGGCUUUUGAGGCUAAAGAUCAAGAAAGUCAAACCGAUGAGUUAAAUAUAGAAAACUCAUUCUCCAACGAACAGUACAAUACAAAUAUCUGUCCAGUAAAUGUAAAUGUUGUUGAAAACAAAAAAACAGAGGCUAAGGAAAUAGUAAUUUCAUCUUUGCAAGAAAGAGAUAUUUAUCAAAAUCAAGAUAAUUUCCAAUCAUAUUAUGAAGACUCUUGUUUCGAUCAGCUGGUUACUGAAACUAAUUUAUGUGAUAUAGAAACCCAAACAGAAAUACCAUCGGUUCUAGAUCAAUUAUUACACUAUUCUAACACUCACACGCAAACAUGCGACGAUUUUUUACAGGAACUUUGUUUAGCAGAUAUACAAACUCAAACAAAUUGGUCUAUAUCGAACGAUUCGUUUUGUAGUGAAACUAAUUCAAAAACAAAUGAAAUAAGUUACUAUGCUUCAAAAGAAAAUAAAGGGAAAAUUAAAAAAACUGAAAUAAACCAAGCAAAUGGUACAUCCGGCGCUCAUGAUGAGUUACUUGUUUCCACGGAAACCCAAACUAGUUUCACGCAAUGUUUGCUUGAAUGUGGAAAUGAUGAUAAUGUUACAAAUGCGGCUUCGUGUAUAACUCAACAUACUCAAACUGAUGAGUUAUUAUUGGAAGGUUUGUUUGGAUCACAGGACGAAAAUGAUUUCAUUGCAAAUUUUCAAUCGACACAUACACAAACAUGACGCGCAUUUAAUAUUUGAAGUAUGAAGCGAAUGUGGGGAGAAACUACAUCAAAACGAAAAUACAAACGACUUUAUUAAAUAUUUUUCUUGUGAUUUAUUCUUAAAACUAUUUUAUAAAAUAUUUAUUUGUGAUAAAACUAUAAUCAACACGUAACAUUUAAAACGAAAAGAAAGAUUUAUUUUAUUUUAGAGGUACUCAUCUCAAGAUCCGACCCAAUAAAAAUAUAGGAGUUUUACAAUUUUUCACACU
Condylostylus longicornis is the source of this 2116-nucleotide messenger RNA. RefSeq lists its product as uncharacterized. Lineage: Eukaryota; Metazoa; Arthropoda; Insecta; Diptera; Dolichopodidae. Gene Ontology annotation, biological process: regulation of transcription by RNA polymerase II. Gene Ontology annotation, molecular function: DNA-binding transcription factor activity, RNA polymerase II-specific; transcription cis-regulatory region binding. Bases 442 to 1866 code for a protein of 474 amino acids. The record is from RefSeq and is a predicted model, not a curated record. The transcript is spliced from 2 exons. Gene Ontology annotation, cellular component: nucleus.